CACAAAAGGGUCGGUAGAUGGAUGAGAGAGACAGGCAGACAGGCAAGCAGAAGGAGUGACAUAGCUGGAGGGAGCGGUUAUCCCUAGCCCCGGUGGUGGAGUGCCAUAAUGUUAACUGAUUUUGAAAAUGGCAGCAGCAGCGGCAUUCUCUGAUGAGAGUUCAAUGGCAUCAUGCUUGAGCAGUCUUUAUUCCUUAGAACAAGAAGAACUGUUCAUCAACGAUUUACUGAGUGAAAAGCCCGAAUCACCACGGUUCAUCUGCAGGGUUUGUGACGAAGGAGCUGUGGUGACGUCAAGGUGUCGUGAGUGCAGCGAGAACCUCUGUGACAACUGUGUGCGAGCACAUCACCGUGUCCGCCUGACCAAGGACCACUUCAUUCAACGCUUUGACGAUAACAACAGUCCCAGCAAUAUGAUGGUUGACACCUUCUCCAAGCCAUCCAGUUCGAUUUCACCCCCGGGAAACAAUUUCUUCUGCGAUCUUCAUAUAACCGAAAUAGUUCGGUUGUACUGUGAAACGUGCAAUGUAGCCAUUUGUGGAGAGUGUGUUACCAAUGAACACAGCAGUCAUGGCCUCAUCUACUUCCAAGAUGCUAUAGAUAAGGCACGAAAGUCCAGCCUGAAACUGAUGGCCGAAAUAAGAUCAACAGCUACUGCGACUAAAGACAAUUUGGAUUCCACCAAUAGGAUGAUAGAAGUUAUUGACUUGAGAGCAAACUACGUGUCCAGAGAGAUAAGGAACAUGAUGAGAAGAUUUCAUCAGGCAUUAGAAGAAAGAGAACGUGAGCUAUUGACUCAAGUGGAGAGAAUCCGUGUAACAAAGGGAAAAGUAUUGACCCAACAAGGUGAAGAACUUAGACUGGCACUGUCCCGUUGUGGACGCACACAUGAUUUUCUGAAUGAUGCAUUGGAAGGAGGGUCUUCUUAUGAUCUCUUGCAGGCCAGGAACCAAGCUGUAAGUGAUUUAAAAGUCUUUAAGCAGUUAAAAACUUUAGUACAACCUCUUGAAUUUGACAAGAUAUUUUUCUUCCCUCCGGAUCAAAUGCUGUUCAAUGCCGUCGCCACAAUGGGUAAUGUAUCCAAUUCCAAUUUCCCUUCAAGUAUGUCUAUUGGUGAAGCCAUCAUGAGUGCUCCUUUCACUCAAGGGUUUUCAGUUCAAAAUAAAACACUCUGUGACAACAUUGUUGGAGGUCAAGAUUCAAUGGUAACAAUCUCUCCACCAAACAGCUGUUGCUCAUUCGGAGAUUUGGAGAACAGAAGAGAUGGUACCCACGGAGUGAUCUACAGAUCAAGGAUGGAAGGACCUCAAAGACUCCAGGUUAUUCAACGCGGAAGAAACAUUCAAGGAGGGAGCCCUAUGAAUAUCAAUCUGCGAAGUGGACGGAACUACACAGAAGCAGGUCCUGCCAGAAUGGUCUUUGGCAAGGAAGGUGAUGGAGAUGGAGAGCUAUGCAGGCCUUGGGGAGUGUGCUGUGACAGCAAUAAUAACAUCAUAGUCGCAGAUCGUAGCAACAACCGCAUUCAAAUCUUCUCGUGCACAGGAGAAUUCAUCAGAAAAUUCGGCAGUCACGGUACUGAAUCUGGAGAAUUUGAUCGCCCCGCAGGUGUCGCAGUUGAUCCGUCCAACCGCAUUGUCGUUGCCGAUAAAGACAACCACAGAAUCCAGGUUUUUACGAUAGAAGGAGAAUUUGUUUACAAGUUUGGAGAAAAGGGUUGCAAGAAUGGCCAGUUUAACUACCCUUGGGAUGUGGACGUAGACUCAACUGGACGUAUCGUUGUUUCAGACACCAGAAAUCAUCGUAUACAAUUGUUUGCUGCCGAUGGUACCUUUCUGAAUAAGUACGGCUACGAGAACACUACCACCAUGUGGAAACAUUUCGACUCUCCUAGAGGUGUCUGCUUCGGGUACAACGGAAUGGUGAUUGUUACCGAUUUCAACAAUCACAGAUUGGUAGUCAUCGAUGCCAAUUUCCGCAAUGCAAGAUUUUUGGGAAGUGAAGGUCAUGGAGCCAAAGAAUUUCUACGCCCUCAGGGAGUUGCUGUGGACAAAAACGGUCAAAUCAUUGUUGCCGAUUCAAGAAAUCACCGCAUACAAGUGUUCGAAGCUAAUGGGAGCUUUCUGUGGCAGUUCGGAGAUGCGGGGAAAGAAGAAGGACAGAUGGAUCGUCCAAGCGGAGUCUGCCUUACUAACGAUGGACAUAUUGUUGUCGUCGACUUUGGAAAUAAUCGCAUCCAGGUAUUUUAAAACUACGGGUAUUUUAUUUUAUGACAAAAUGUUGUUUUACUGAAGGAAUCUGAGCUUCAAAUAAUCAUGUACGUUAAGAAAGGUUUGAUCUUUGUCCAAAUCUUAGUUUGUAUAUAUAUUUUUUAUUUUAUUGAACCUAGAAGCAGUUGUCCUAGACAAUUGGUCCAUUAUAUGGUUGCUUCGUGAGUCCUAUGUAAUUAUUUAAAAACACAUUUUGUUGAUCUGUGAUUGUUUUGUACAUUUUUAGAGUUUUAACGAAUCAAUCAGAUUCCUUUAGUUGUAACAGAAAUAGACACUGGGCAUUCAUUUCCACAAACAUUUCCUGCGUGUGAACAGGAAAUCACUUGACUUAUUUCAAUAUUCCAAACUUAAACAAUUGGAAAUCGGAAUGGAAUAAAUAUUUACUAUAUCUUAGUUUCUUGUUGGCUCAUUUUACGUGAUGUAUACUGUUUUUUAUUUACCUAAUGCCGCAUACAAUGUUUGGCUCUUUGUACUCUGUACAUGUGUGUGUUGUUGUUUACAAAGUUUGAUAUUUGUAUUUUAUAGUUGUCUAAGUAAUAGGCAAAAUUAUUUUAUAGUUCCUCGAGUUAAGACGAUUUGUCUUUAAGUACAAAAAUGGAUACGUAGUGGUUAGUUUUGUUACAUUCAAAACUAAUUGUUGUGAUUAUGAAGCCUAUAAGACUGAUAACAAGUUAUACUUGCUAUAUACAUAAUAGUGCCAUUGUUUUGUUGACGGGUCCUGAGGACUGAUUGUGGUCCUGACAGAUGCAAGGUUUGUUGCAGGCCUCUGCCAUUUAUAUAUUAUAGUCUAUAUUGUGUGCUGAACCAUUUAUACAUGUAUUGUUUUGUAACAUUUUAUGUGGUUGCUCCAACAAUUUAUUCUCAUUAUACUAGAUUGUUUGGACAUGGCACAUUGUCUUGUAAUAUAUUGAGUUAUUUUUAUUUUUUGUAUAUAUAUCCUGAAUUUUAUUUUCUGUUAGUAUUAUUGAAAUAUGCUUAGAUAAUUUUUUAAAAUCCAAUUCUGUUAUGUAACAUCUUGUUUAUUUUAUUUGUACUUUUAUUUCCUAUUUUGAAUGUUUUUUAAACUAUUUUUCACUUGUGAUAAUAUUUUUUGCUCAUCCAUAAAAUCUAACAGCCAUUUAUAUAUUUAAUUUCUUUUGGUCAAAGUUUUAGUAAUUAAAAAUCAUAUAAGCAAAGAUAUAAUACCAACGAAUUCAUCAGGUAAUUUAAUCAAUCCAUGUAUUAUAUUGUUCUUCCACACCGUUAAGUACUUAUUGAUAGUAUUAACUUAUAAUUUUAAUAAGUUUAUUGUCUGAUUUGUGGGUAAUAUACUGUGGUCUAUACCAAAAAUAAAAUAUUCAACUCAUCUGAAAAUGUAUUGCUUUCAGUUUUAGCAUUCUAUUAACUAGUAUUAUAGCAGAUUACAACACAAUAUUUAAAUUAGCUAUACAUUUGUUACACAAUAGUCUUUUAAAAUUGUGUCCAAUGUAAAUUAACCAUUAUAAACUCAAGGUCAACCAGAUUUAUGUUGCACCAGGCUUUAUUUGUUAUGUCUUUUACAAACUACAUCAGAUGCAGAUAUAAACUUAUCGUAAUUUGACAUUAAUUUUAAUGGUGAAAUAUAACGUAUUUACUAUCUCAAUAAGCUUUAGUUUCUAAAAUAUGUCUUCACGUAUUAUAUAAGUAAUUAUGUUAUUUGACAAAAUUUUGUUUACAUAGUUUUCUAAUAAAUCAAUAAUUUAAAUAUAACUAAUAAUUUGAAAGGUGAAAUUUCUAUUUGAAUUAUAGUCAAUGUAUAAUAAUUUAGUCAUUAAUAAUUUAAAUUUAAUUAAUAUUUUGUAAUGCAUAACUAGUUUAGAGUUUUAGAUUUUUAAGUUUUAAAUAUAAAAAGUAAGUUAAAAAUUCAGUAAAAAAGGUCAUUUUUCUUUUUUAAAAAGAUUGUUAAAUAUAAUUUAACACAGUCUAGGGUAUUUCAAUAGCUUUAAUUUGCCUUGUAUUUAUUGCUAGAAUGACUUAAGCAAUGUAGCUUUUUACAACUGUUUCACUUUGAUGAAGUAAAAUCUGGCAUUUGUACCUUUUUAAGUGUUAAGAGAGAUUUUGAGUCUCAAAAUAAAGUGUUAAAUAUAAUUUAACGUUAAAUUUUUGUAAUUUUCAGAUUUAUAUUGUUUGUAUCGUUUAAAAUCACUAUACGUUUUGAAUUAACUUUUUUAAAUCUUAAGUGAAAGACAUUACGAAACAUGACAUCAACAAAUGAUAUGAAUGAAUCCUAUUUGAGCUCUGUAACUACACUGUACCUAAGUUUAAGUUAUCAUUUCUUGAUUUGCGGUUUAAACCCAGUUAGGUAUGUAUAUGUUUGUUUGGUGCUAUUGUUUUGACUGCAUUUACUAAUGUUUAAUAAUAUUCGGAAGGCUGAUACCGACGUACUGAUUGUUCUAUAAUUAAUGAUUAGAUGGUUAAGCAAUACCUUUUAUUACUUUAUAUAGUAAUUUUAUUAGUGUAGGAAAUCUUAAACGGUGCGUGGCACUUUAGUCGUAACGUAAUAAAGUUCUAAACAACAAUCAAUGCAACAGUGCUCUACCUCAAUUGUACUCGUGAAAGCAAAGUCUGAUAGUAAGUAAUAAGUCUGGUGACAAUAUGUUUUGUUAGGUGUUCCCACACAUAUCUGCAGUUCAGUAGUGAUGUGUUGUUACAAUACUCUAGUAGAAUGACAGGUGCUUAUUGUACUUUUGUAUCUUUGUAGUUGUAACUUCUAACGAUAAGACUGAGCCCAAGGGUCGGGCCGUAAGACUGAAUAACUGCGCCUACACACUGCCUACGCCGCAGUUUCAUUAGUAUAUAAGGUGCUACAAUUCGGACCUUGUUACACAAGGUUUUAAUAAAGUUCUUUACCUUA
Messenger RNA from Homalodisca vitripennis (glassy-winged sharpshooter), 5138 nucleotides. It is a transcript of the gene wech, whose product is annotated as E3 ubiquitin-protein ligase TRIM71. The transcript has 2 exons. Gene Ontology annotation, molecular function: ubiquitin protein ligase activity; protein binding; zinc ion binding. Bases 128 to 2245 code for a protein of 705 amino acids. Gene Ontology annotation, biological process: proteasome-mediated ubiquitin-dependent protein catabolic process; protein polyubiquitination. The record is from RefSeq and is a predicted model, not a curated record. Lineage: Eukaryota; Metazoa; Arthropoda; Insecta; Hemiptera; Cicadellidae.